UUUCUUGCACAUCUGACUCGAGUCGAGUGGCAGUGGCACGUACACUGGCAAGCAUGUGACCUUCAAUGUCCUAGUCCAGCUGAACCCACGCAACCACGCUUCCCUACAUCACGCCUCCCCCACUCCUCACAAGCAAGCACCAGCCGAUAUCACACACUAGCCAAGCCAAGCCAAGCCAGUCGACACGUAGCGCGUCCCAUCAUGGAUGAGAAACAGAAGAGGGUGGCCAUUGUGGGCGCCGGCGCGAGCGGCCUGGCGGCGUGCAAGCACGCCCUGGAGCGCGGCCUCCAGCCGGUCGUCUUCGAGUCCUCCGGCGCCAUCGGCGGCGUGUGGGCGCGCGCGCUGGCGUCCACGCGGCUGCAGACGCCGCGCACGCUCUACGAAUUCUCCGACUUCCCCUGGCCGCCGGAGGUCGCCGAGGUGUUCCCGGACCACGCCCAGGCCGCGGCCUACCUGCGCUCCUACGCGGCGCGGUUUGGCGUGCUGGAGCGCGUCCGGUUCGGCUGCCGCGUGACGGCGAUGGAGUACGCUGGCGUCGUCGAGGAGGAGGUCCAGGCGUGGGACCGGUGGGCCGGCGACGGGUCGGCGUUCGGGGAUGGCCGCGGCGAGUGGCGGCUCACCGUGCAGCAGCAGGGCGGCGGCGACGUCGAGACACAUGUUGCGGACUUUGUGAUCCUGUGCACCGGGAGAUUCAGCGGCAUCCCAAAUAUACCCACAUUCCCUCCCAACAAAGGGCCGGAGAAGUUCGACGGCACGGUGAUCCACUCCAUGGACUACUCCGACAUGGGCACCGCAAAGGCCACCGAACUCAUCAGGGGCAAGCUCGUCACCGUCGUCGGCUACCAGAAGUCCGCUAUAGACAUCGCUGCAGAGUGCGCAAACGCAAAUGGAGCCAAGUAUCCAUGCACAAUAAUAUGUCGAACGAAGAGGUGGAUCAUACCCGACUACUACGCUUGGGGCGUUCCCAUUGCGUUCUUCUACCUCAACCGCUUCUCGGAGCUCCUAGUACACAAGCCAGGAGAGGGGCUGCUCCUUAGCCUUCUUGCUACCUUCUUAUCACCCUUGAGAUGGUUGUUCUCAAAGUUUGUCGAGAGCUACUAUAGAUGGGUGGUGCCCAUGGAUAAGCACGGCAUGGUGCCAGACCACAGUUUCUUCCAGGCUAUCAGCUCUUGCUUGGUUGCAAUAUUGCCAGACAAAUUCUAUGACAUGGUUGAUCAAGGAAGCAUUGUUCUCAAGAAAGCAAAGAGCUUCAGUUUCUGCAAUCAAGGUGUGAUUGUCGAAGGUGAAUCCAUGCCGAUAAAGAGCGAUGUGGUCAUAUUCGCCACCGGAUACAAGGGAGACCAAAAGCUAAAAGAGAUGUUCACAUCAUCCUUGUUCAGAGACAAUGUGACUGGCUCACCAUCCAAUAUUAUUCCUCUUUACAGGCAAUGCGUGCAUCCUAGGAUCCCACAGCUGGCCAUCAUCGGCUACUCUGAGAGCAUAGCAAACCUGCACACCUUCGACAUGCGCUCCAAAUGGUUGGUGCAUUUCCUUGACGGUGUAUUUCAGCUGCCUAGCAUAAAAUCUAUGGAGAUGGAUAUAAAGAAAUGGGAUGAAUACAUGAAGAGGUAUUCUCGUGAAUACUUCCGUCGAUCUUGUGUUGGAGCUCUCCACAUCUGGUACAAUGACCAGUUGUGCCAGGACAUGGGAUGUGAAGCCAGGAGGAAGAAAGGGUUCUUUGCAGAUUGGAUGUUGCCGUAUCUUCCAUCAGAUUACAAGGAUAUCAACCUGAAGAAGUGACAAAUGACAUCUGCCACGCCAUCGCUGCUCUUAAAUCAGACAGAAAAACUAGCAUUCCAGCAAUGCUGUGCUGACUAUUGUACAAACUAAAUGACAUGGAAUAAGCUCGUCAGUUGAACCUA
Hordeum vulgare subsp. vulgare (domesticated barley) is the source of this 1901-nucleotide messenger RNA. Its product is annotated as probable flavin-containing monooxygenase 1. The transcript has 5 exons. The coding region runs from base 202 to 1779 and encodes 525 amino acids. Gene Ontology annotation, molecular function: flavin adenine dinucleotide binding; NADP binding; N,N-dimethylaniline monooxygenase activity. The record is from RefSeq and is a predicted model, not a curated record. Lineage: Eukaryota; Viridiplantae; Streptophyta; Magnoliopsida; Poales; Poaceae.